AACUAGGGGUGGGGCUGAUCAUGAAAACACUUAACGGAUAUUUACCUUCAGCAAUGAAAACUGCAAGGAAAAAUUAGCUUACGUCGGCGGGCAAGAGGAGGCCACGUGCAAGGUAUGCCAAGAUGUCCACCAUUAGGUUCGGAACCAGCUGCGGCCCAUCUACAGUGAACGGUGCAAGGGAAACUUUUCGCGGACAUGACGAUGAAACUGUUGAAGAAAUCGACGAUUGUGACCCCAACAAGAUCUUGCAGUGCCCAUACGACAAGAACCACCACAUUAGGGCUAAACGCUUUCCUUUUCAUCUUAUUAAGUGCGCCAAGAACCACCCUAAACUAGCCAGUGAAAUGAAGACGUGUCCGUUCAAUGCGAAACAUUUGAUGCCACAGCAUGAGUUAGCCCACCACAUUGCUAACUGUGUUGACAGACGACCUGACAACCCUAAAAACGUGGAUACAAAUUCUGAAAUGCUGCGCAAAUUUCAUGUUCCUGUGAACACAGCGACAAACCCGAUAAGUGAGGAGGACUGGGACCAAGAGGCAGAUGACUCUGCUAUUACUUUUGUUUGGGGAGUGUCGACUAAUAAACUCGAUCAGGACAGGCCUGGACCUACCACCACAAAUCAUUUAAAGCCUGGAGUCCGAGCUCCAAAAACACUUCCAUGGAAACUUUGAAACCAGGAGCUGCUUCCAGUAUGUGACAACAUUGAUGUCCUUGUCUGCAGUCCUUUUGGUGUUGAGAUCAGUUGAUUGUUUUUAAUAUGUUUUAAUUUGUUUGCUACAGGAUCCCAAUCAUUUUAGAGUGUGUGGUCUUCUUUAAAUAUUCCUUUUGUGUAGUUUGACACAUUUACUGUAUUUCAUUUUUUGA
Molecule: messenger RNA, 864 nt
Organism: Chanos chanos (milkfish)
Lineage: Eukaryota; Metazoa; Chordata; Actinopteri; Gonorynchiformes; Chanidae
Gene: gtsf1
Product: gametocyte specific factor 1
Exons: 8
Coding region: 123-671 (182 amino acids)
Source: RefSeq, a predicted model, not a curated record